Molecule: messenger RNA, 2305 nt
Organism: Apodemus sylvaticus (European woodmouse)
Lineage: Eukaryota; Metazoa; Chordata; Mammalia; Rodentia; Muridae
Gene: Chadl
Product: chondroadherin like
Exons: 5
Coding region: 1-2127 (708 amino acids)
Cellular component (GO): plasma membrane
Molecular function (GO): protein binding
Source: RefSeq, a predicted model, not a curated record
AUGGCAGGGAGAGGUGGGGGAGAGAGGCCUCGGCCGGGGCCUGUGUGGCUCAUUCUCCUUCCUGUCUCCUGUCCCCAGCUGACCCAGAGGCUGGACCUCCAGGGCAAUCUGCUGAAGGUCAUCCCUCCCGCGGCCUUCCAGGACCUGCCUUACCUCACGCAUCUGGACCUGCAGCACUGUCAGGUGGAGCAGGUGGCCGAGGGUGCCUUCCGUGGCCUGGGCCGCCUGCUCCUCCUCAACCUGGCUUCCAACCGCCUGAGCACGCUGCCCCAGGAGGCCUUGGACGGGCUGGGCUCACUGAGGCGCUUGGAGCUGGAGGGAAACAUGUUGGAGGAGCUGCGGCCUGGGGCCUUCGGCGCCCUGGGCUCUCUGGCCACUCUCAAUCUGGCCCACAACGCCUUGGUCUACCUGCCCGCCAUGGCCUUCCAGGGGCUGCUGCGCGCUCGCUGGCUGCAGCUGUCUCACAACGCCCUCAGCGUGCUAGCCCCCGAGGCUCUGGCCGGCAUGCCCGCGCUGCGCCGCCUCAGCCUGCACCACAACGAGCUGCAGGCCCUGCCCGGGGCCGCCCUGUCCCAGGCCCGCGGCCUGGCGCGCCUGGAGCUGGGCCACAACCCGCUCACCUACACGGGGGAGGAGGAUGGCCUGGCGCUGCCCGGCCUGCGGGAGCUCGCCCUGGACCACGGGGCCCUGCAGGCCCUGGGCCCCCGGGCCUUCGCCCACUGCCCGCGCCUGCACACCCUCGACCUCCGCGGGAACCAGCUGACCACCCUGCCCCCGCUGCAGGUCCCGGGCCAGCUGCGCCGCCUGCGGCUGCAGGGCAACCCGCUGUGGUGCGCCUGCCACGCGCGGCCCUUGCUCGAGUGGCUGGUGCGCGCUCGAGUGCGCUCGGACGGCGCGUGCCGGGGACCGCGGCGCCUGCGAGGCGAGGCCCUGGAUACGCUGCGGCCUUCAGACCUGCGCUGCCCGGGAGACGCGGCCGAGGAAGACGAGGACGAGGACCCGCCGGCCGGUCCCCGCGCCCCUCCUCGCUCCCUGCACGAAGAGGCCGCGCGGGCCACGCCCUGCCCUCCGGCCUGCGCGUGCGUCGGGGAGACCCGGCACAGCGCCUGCGACGGCCGCGGUCUGCAGGCCGUGCCCCGCGGCUUCCCCAACGACACGCAGCUCCUGGACCUGAGGCGCAACCACUUCCCCUCGGUGCCCCGCGCGGCCUUCCCGGGCCUGCGCCACCUCGUGUCGCUCCACCUGCAGCACUGCGGCAUCGCGGAGCUGGAGCCCGGCGCCUUGGCGGGCCUGGAGCGCCUGGUCUACCUCUACCUCUCCGACAAUCAGCUCUCGGACCUGAGCGCUGCCGCCCUCGAAGGGGCCCCCCGCCUGGGCUACCUGUACCUGGAGCACAACCGCUUCGCGAGGGUGCCGGGGGCCGCUCUGCGCGCCCUACCCAGCCUCUUCUCGCUCCACCUUCAGCACAACGCGGUGGACCGCCUGGCGCCCGGGGAUCUGGCCGGAGCGCGGGCUCUGCGCUGCCUUUACCUGAGUGGCAAUCAGGUCGCCCAGGUGUCACCUGGGGCGCUAGGGCCAGCCCGGGAGCUGGAGAAGCUGCACCUUGACGGGAACCAGCUGCGAGAGGUGCCCACUGCAGCCUUGGAGGGGCUGCCCGCCCUCAAGGAGCUGCAGCUCUCCGGGAACCCGUUCAGGGCUCUGCAGGAUGGGGCCUUUCAGCCUGUGGGGCGGUCGCUGCAGCUGCUCUUCCUGAAUAGCAGUGACCUGGAGCAGAUUUCUCCCAGGGCCUUCGCAGGCCUGGGCAAAGGGCUCCGGGGCUUAUACCUGCAGAAGAACCAUCUUCAGUCCCUGCCUGCCCCGACGUGGCUCAGCGGGCUGGAGCUGAUCGACCUCAGCGGCAAUCCUUUCCACUGUGACUGCCAGCUGCUCCCGCUGCACAGGUGGCUCACUGGGCUGAAUCUGCGGGUAGGUGCCACCUGUGCCACCCCUCCCAGUGUCCGUGGCCAGAAGGUGAAGGCUGCAGCUCCAGUCUUUGAAGCCUGUCCGGGCUGGACUGCCAGGAAGGCCAAGAGGACACCAACCUCCAGGGUCAGUGCCAGGAGAACUCCCAUCCACAGACGACAUUGAAGAACAGACAAGGAGCAUCGGCAGAGAAGACCUAAGGCUGCGGCCCAGCUGGUGAGGUAGAGAAGCAAAGAGACCACACCCGAGAGUGGAGCACCCUGUCCUGGACUCAGCCCAGCCCACUGGCUCUUACUGUCAUCAGGAACUGGUUCCGAGACCCCUAAAGCCUCAAGGUUCUCCU